UUAAGUUAUUGUUAAAUAUCGUGUUGUAGCAGCAAGUUAAAUAAGCGGCUAAAUCACAAUUAAACGGCAACUGUUUUUGGUGUUUGAAUUUUUGAAUCGACAAAGAGAAAUUGAAGUGGCCGUUUUUUUUUGCAAUUUAACAAUAAUUGGGGCUUUUCCGUUCAAUCGAAAAGUGUUUGUUUUCUUUCUAUUAGAAAAAGGCAGUAAACAAAUUUAACGAUUUUUUUUGUGAGAACGUUGUUUUUGUGAUAUUUAGUAAUCAAAAAUGAAUUUUUACCAAAAUCUGGGGAUUUUUUUAGUGAUAUUCUUUUAUUUGCAAAAUGGGUGGUGUGAGAAGGUGAAUCGAAAAUUUCCAUCAGAUUUUCUAUUUGGUGUUGGAUCAUCGGCAUAUCAAGUCGAAGGUGGAUGGAAUAAACAUGGCAAAGGAGAAUCAAUUUGGGAUGUUUUAACCCAUCAAUACCCGGAGAAAAUGACAGAUAAAAGUAAUGCUGAUGUUACAUCCGACAGCUAUCACAAUUGGCGUCGUGAUGUGGAAAUGGUUCGCGAACUUGGCGUCGAUAUUUAUCGAUUUUCAAUUUCAUGGACGAGAAUUCUUCCAAAUGGUUUUGUCACUAAUGUUAAUAAACAUGGAAUCCGCUACUACAACAAUUUAAUCAAUGAAUUAUUAAGAUAUAAUAUUACGCCAAUGGUGACAAUUUACCAUUGGGACUUACCUGCACGUUUACAAGAAUUGGGUGGAUGGACAAAUCCAGCAAUUAUUGAUUAUGUGACUGAUUAUGCAAAGAUUUUAUUCGAACAAUUUGGCGAUCGUGUUAAGAUAUGGACGACAAUCAAUGAACCUUGGCACAUAUGCGAACAAGCGUAUGGCGUUGAUUUUAUGGCACCAGCUAUGAAUUUUCCAGGCAUUCCAAGCUACUUGUGCGGACAUAAUUUGUUGAAGGCACACGCUGAAAUUGUUCACUUAUACCGAGAACGCUUUCAGCCAACUCAAAAAGGAAAAAUUGGAAUUACAACCGAUACGUCAUAUACCCAGGCCAAAACUGACUCGAACGAUGAUAAGAUUGCAUCAGAACUUGCUCUACAAUUUUAUCUUGGUUGGUUUGCACAUCCGAUUUUCUCAAAGAACGGUGAUUAUCCUCAAGUAAUGAUCGAUCGAAUUGAAGCCCAUAGUAAAAUGCAAGGUUUUCCACGAUCACGUUUGCCGACAUUCACUGCCGAGGAAAUUGAACGAAUUCGUGGCACGUCCGAUUUCUUUGGCAUUAAUUCUUAUACAACUGUUUUAGUUACACGUAACGAUCACAAUAAUUCAGCUAAUUUUCCAAUACCGAGCUUCAAUCAUGAUAUGGGCGUUGUUGAAUCGGUUGACGAAAAUUGGACAAAAUCCGCAUCAGUUUGGUUGCACCCCGUUCCUUCCGGUAUGUACAAUUUGUUGAUGUGGAUCAAUAAAGAGUACGACAAUCCGCCAGUGAUUAUAACAGAGAACGGUGUUAGCGACAAUAAUGGAGUAAACGAUAUGGAUCGUGUCGAGUAUUUGAAUUCAUACUUAUCUUCUAUUUUAGAUGCAAUGGAUGAUGGUUGUAAAAUUCAGGGCUAUAUUGCAUGGAGUUUGAUGGACAGUUAUGAAUGGAGAGCUGGUUUCUCUGAACAAUUUGGAUUAUACCACGUUGACUUUUCCAGUCCGGAAAAAACACGAACGCCAAAAGCAUCGGCUAAAGUGUAUGCCCAUAUUAUUCGACAUCAUGCUGUUGAUUGGGAAUAUCGUCCAGAGCUAAGCAUCAUCAAAUAUCCAAGUGUUAUCCAGGCACAAACUAGUGGCCAUUCAUCAAAUAGCUCAUCAGCUGCCAUAACAAGUCCGAUCGCAAUUUUACUUGCUGCACUUGUGCAGUAUUCUAUUCAUUUAUUUCUAAGAAAAUAGGCCCAUUCAAAAUCCAGGCAUACGUAUAUUAUUCAGUUCAGCUAUACUCAUUUUUUUUAUUUUAAUUGCAAACAAAGCCCAUCGCACUAUUUAUUUCAUACAAAUCGUGUUAUUAAUUUUAUCAAAAAAGUCUUUUAUCGACUUUUUUUGCCACUCUGAAAUAUGUAAAAAGCAUUAGAAAUAAGUUGUAUCGAUUAAAACAAAACUGCGAUUUAUGGUCAAUACAUGAUAGUUCGAUUAUAUUGUUUGAUAAAUGAUGAUAUAUUUCUGUUUUAAAGCUAGAAGAAUUUCAAGUAAUAU
Molecule: messenger RNA, 2215 nt
Organism: Contarinia nasturtii (swede midge)
Lineage: Eukaryota; Metazoa; Arthropoda; Insecta; Diptera; Cecidomyiidae
Product: myrosinase 1
Exons: 10
Coding region: 266-1915 (549 amino acids)
Biological process (GO): carbohydrate metabolic process
Molecular function (GO): beta-glucosidase activity
Source: RefSeq, a predicted model, not a curated record